CAACAGCGGGUGUAUAUUUGUUAAUACGUUUUCAUUUUUUAAUUAUAAAUUAUGAUUUUUUUUAUUAUUUAUUGGACUAUUAACUAUGUUUAUAUCAGGAUUAGGGGCUAAUUUUGAGUAUGAUUUAAAGAAAAUUAUUGCUUUGUCAACCCUUAGACAAUUAGGAUUAAUAUUUACUAUUUUAAGUUUAGGAAGAGUAAAAUUAGCUUUUUUUCAUUUAUUAAUUCAUGCAUUGUUUAAGGCUUUACUUUUUAUAUGUGCUGGGAACUUUAUUCAUUUGAUACUAAAUUGUCAAGAUAUUCGUUAUAUAGGAAGUUUAAUUUUUAAAUCUCCUUUAACUGUAGUGUAUUUUAAUAUUAGAAAUUUAUCAUUAUGUGGUUUGCCAUAUUUUUCAGGUUUUUAUUCAAAAGAUUUAAUUAUAGAAUUUUAUUCUAUAAUAAAUUUGAAUUUAUUUGUUUAUAUUAUAAUAUUUAUUUCAUUGGGUAUAACUGUUUCUUAUAGAAUUCGCUUGUUAUAUUAUUUAAUAUAUUCAACACUUAAUUUUUUUAGAUUAAAUUGUAUUAGCGAAGCUAAAAAUAGAAUAGUUUAUAGAAUAGGUUUUAUAUUUUUAGUUGUUUUAUUUUCUGGAAGAAGGUUAAUAUGAGUCAUUUUUGAUAAUCCUUAUUUGAUUAUUUUACCAUUAUUUAUAAAAAUGUUUACUUUAAUAAUAGUAAUUUUAGGUAUUUAUAUUGGAAUGGAGAUUUCUAAGUUAAAUUUAACUUAUAAAUUAAUUAUAAUGAGUAAUAUAAAAAUAUUUGUUUUUUUUUCUACAAUAUGAAAUUUAUCUUUUAUUUCUACUAAUGGGUUAAAUUUUAUUUUUAUUAAGAUAGGGUUUUUAAAUUAUAAAUUUAUAGACCAAGGAUGGUCUGAAUUCUUGGGAAGUCAGGGUUUAUUUGAUUUUAUUAAAAAUUCUUCUGUAUUAAUACAAUAUUUAUUUAAAAAUAAUUUAAAGAUUUUUUUGAUUAUAUUUGUAGGUUGAAUAUUUUUAAUAGUACUUUAUAAUUUUUA
Coccinella septempunctata (seven-spotted ladybird) is the source of this 1047-nucleotide messenger RNA. RefSeq names its product NADH-ubiquinone oxidoreductase chain 5-like. NCBI's taxonomy places the organism in Eukaryota, Metazoa, Arthropoda, Insecta, Coleoptera, Coccinellidae. Gene Ontology annotation, biological process: ATP synthesis coupled electron transport; electron transport coupled proton transport. The transcript has a single exon. Gene Ontology annotation, molecular function: NADH dehydrogenase (ubiquinone) activity. The record is from RefSeq and is a predicted model, not a curated record.